AUGCCCUUACCUGAGCCUAAAACAAGUACCUCACAAGGCAAUCAGAAUUCGAGUGAAUCCACCGUUCCAGAAUGCGUAGAAAAGAGCUCAGGUUCGCAGCAAGCAUCAAACACUGGCGAACGAUCACCGGAAGAAGGCAAUCGCAGAGAAGCGCUUACUGGUGACACGACAAAUACAGUGCUCGAUGACUUUGAUCAUAAUGACUUUGAAGACGUUGAUUUGAAUCAUUAG
Molecule: messenger RNA, 231 nt
Organism: Anisakis simplex (herring worm)
Lineage: Eukaryota; Metazoa; Nematoda; Chromadorea; Rhabditida; Anisakidae
Source: the annotation of a GenBank genome assembly